UUGACGCAGGCUUGUGCUGUGGAGGCGACUGUGCUUCCCUGACAGUAAUUUUCUUAUAACUAUUUUUUCAAGAUUUUUCAUCGCAGGGCGAAUGACAGUCCGUGUGGGACAGAGGCACCUUUCAUGUAGUGUAAACCUUCGAAGAACUGACUCCAUGGAGGUCGUCGACAGCCCGCUCAACCUCGCUCACCAACAGAGCAGGAAGGCAGACCGUUUGGUAGCGGCUGGAAAGUAUGAAGAGGCCAUCUCCUGCCAUGGAAAAGCAGCAGAUCUUUUGACUGACACAAUGAAGACAACAGAGUGUGCACAGGCUCGUUUGUCCAUGGAGCUCCAGAGGGACAGUCAUAUCAAACAGCAGCGACUGAUCCAAGAGCGCUGGAAGAGAGAAGUUCGUCGUGAGGCGACAAAGGCCAGACCUGGUCCGGUACAGCCCUCGAGCAGCCAGGCCCUCCUUACUCAAACCCAGCCCGCAGGCCAGCUACAGCCCCACGGCUUCCACGGCUCCCCGGCUGCCGAGUACGGAGGAAUCAGGGAGAGAGAGUAUGACACCUUACUCUACCAGCUUCAGACUCGGCAGACUGGAGGCUGCACGCCUUUGACGCUACCGUGCCCUGGAUCUAAGACCACCAAAGAUGACAAAACUCGCCUGGAAGAACAACAAACCACCAUCGAGGACCUGCGCCGCCUGGUCGAGCACCUGAUGGACGAGAACCAGCGCCUGGUGGCGGAGAACAAGCAGCUGCGAUCGGAAAACACACGGCUGCGCUCCGAGGCGGUCGAGGCGGCGGACUUUGUGGAGCGCUCGGAGCUCUGGGUGCUGCCGCAAGCAGGCGGCGCUAUGGGAACAGGGGGUGGGCAGGAGAGGAAAAGCAUGGGGAAGGAGAUCGCAAUCCCCCAGCUGCCGCCACUGGAGAUGCCAGCUCAGGAAGAUCUGUGUCUGGAUGACCUGCCUCCUUUGGAGGACAUCCAGAACGAACUACAGGAGCUACUGGACAGGGAUAAACUGUGAUAAGACGCACGGCUCACGCGCACACACACACACACACACACACACACACACACACACACACAGACACAAUCAGGAGGGUUCAGCCAGUGUGGCUUUGGAGUUCACGUGUUUUACAUGAGCUCCCCACAGGCUCGAGUGAGGGAGCUGUUAAUCAAUGUCAUACAGUCUGGAGAAGAGGUGUAAUCAGGGUGAGUGAUAACACCUGUUCCACUAAUACAACACAACCUACGUCCAACAUAAAGGUACAGCAUCAGCAUGGAGCACAGUCAGCUCUGUGUGAACCUUCAAGAAAAUAACUAAGCUUGUCCGAAUUAUGUUUUUCAGAGUGUGUGUGAAAGGUCCUUCUCGGGCCUUAAAAACAAUUAAAGUUGCACUUCCCAACUCUUUAUUCCCCCAGAGCAUUAAACCCCGUCUCACAGACCUUCCCUCAGAAUGAUCACCAUCCAUCCAUAUUUGUGUCAUUGAAUGACAGCUGAGCAAAGACCAUGACACACAGCUAAUGAGGCAAAACACUGUCUGAGUAUUUUAUUGUGAAAUAAGUGGAUUUGUCAGUGUCAUUUCUGGGAAGAGCCUCAGAAUAAGUGUUGUGAAGCUGAACGAUCGCAGUUUUUAUCCACAGGUCAAACAUUUCCAUGAUAUUUUGCACUUGUCUGUCAGCAGGAGAUGGAUGAAACUUUAAAAAUGCUGCUGGAAAUACUAGUUAGCUAUUUAGUUUAGUAAAUAUGAAAUGAGUAUGGCAUUCAUUUGUCUUGAUAUUACAUGGGUGGGAUUUUGUCAGUGUGAUUUUGGAUCAGAUGAGAGGAAAAGAGUCAGGUGUAAAGUCACACACACACACUCUGCAUGUACCUAGACUGAUGAGUUGACUUGAGUUCUCAGAAGCAGUCGUCAAGGUUUGCAACAGGAACAGGAUGUUUGCAGUUCAUGUCUUUAAUGCUCUCCAACAGGAAGGCAGAGCAGGGAUUGUGCAUGUAUUAGCUUAUUCACUAUAAAGCAUCUGUACUGAGUGUAUCAGCUGACAGACCUGUAGACAGACACAGACACGUCUGACUCACUUGUAGAGCUUGUAGAACAAUGAAUUCAUUAAUCAAUCAUGCUUGAGUUACAUAAUACAUUGCAUCAUGUGGCAGUGCAGUUGUAGGGGGAAACUGAUUUGCAGUGCCUUGCCGUGCAGUGGUAACAUAUCAGGUGAACAUGCAAGAACACUGUGCUGGUUCUUGUACAGAGGACUGAAUAGCUCUGUAGGAAGUUGAUUGAAAUUUACUUACUUCAUACUGCUGGGGCACAAUCAGAGCACAUAGACUGAACUAUGUAUAACAUGUGCAGUAAAACCAAAACCAUGAGCUAAAAGAGGCUAAAAAGGUUUGGAUUACUCAUCCAUCUAUGAUAGCAUGUGAUUGGAUGUUGACACUAGUUGAAGAAAAGCUCUUGGGGCAACUUGUUGACCGUGUUGCUUGCGGACUGAAUGCAUGUACGCACUCAUGGACUCACAAAAUCUGACAGAUCCACGUCUUCAACGGUAAAAUACUCAGGAUGGUCUUACCUCAGCUUUCAGCUGUUCAAUACUAAAACCCAUGUUGCUUACUAAGGGGCAGCAUUGGGACUGAGCCUAACGCUGACACGUGGACGACUGUAGAAAAUAAUGUUCUUUUUAAAUAAAGCUAACAUAGUAAAUGAUUUUUGUCAUCAUUUGCGAUCACAGCUCUCCGAAGCUACAGCAGGACACGGCGUCUCGCAGCAUGUUUGUUUUCUCAUCGACAUGACUUUUGAUUUGCAGUGGAAUGUUGAACAUACAUUAGUCAUUACGUGUUAAAUGUCAGAGGGUAAAUGAAGAGCUUGCCGGUCUUUACACGAAUCCACGUUCACGGACUCCUGAAUUGAAAUGUAUGAACAGCUGGUCAGGUUGUUUUGAUCGUGGCUGUCAUUAGGGACUACUGAACGCAGCAUUACCACGAAGACAGACACACUUCAUACACAGCUAAAGGGAGUCACCUCUCACUCGGAAUCAGUGGCCGGAGGACAAAAUGAAAGCUUAAACUGCCGGCUGGCCGGCUAGAGUUAACCACAGUAGCCGAAACCGAAACUUCAGAAACUCUUCAGAACUCUGUACCUUCUCAGCAAAACCCAACCCGUGCCUUUGGACAUCUUUCUGUACUCUGGUGGCAGUCAUAUCUCUGGAUCUCUAGACGGACAGAAGCAGCUAUCUUUUGACAUGUGUCUGACAGGCUGGUUGUCCAAACUGUCCAGCCAGACAAACGCUGACUGAACGCAGCGGUUCUGAAAUCAUCUCAGCUCUUCAGAGUCCUGUUUGAACCGAAUUUCUAACCCACAUCUUGCAUGUGUGACAUAACUCAUUUAUCAGAAUAGGGAUCUGAAGCCUGCUGUGACCACGCUGAGCCAAGCCAUGAUCCUGUGUUUCCAUUGUGGACUCCAACCAGGGGACAACUGGUUUUGACAGACCUCGUUGGUAGCAGAACUGACAGAGACCAACGUGUGAUGGUCUCAAACCCCCUGAAAACCAAAGCUGGGUCUUGCUCUGAUACCAAACAGAUACCAACCUUACUGUUUACUGACUAACGGAUGAAAACUGUGCAGUUUCCUGCUGCUGCUUCACAUUAAAAGCUUCCAGCUUUCUGAGGUAUUUACUGUGAAGCAGCUACAGGAAAUGCGACAUACUUGCCAAGGAAAUUAGCUGUUUGCUCACUGGCUUCCAUGUUUCACCUUUCACACUGCAGUUUUCCUACUGCUCCACUGGGGGGUUGAAAGGUUGCAGUUGCUCAUGGCUUGGUUCGCCCUGAUUAUCAGGAGAACAAAGAAGAGUUCAGCUAACUGGCUGUAUUUUCAGCUAACGAUCCGCAGACUCACUUGAGAAAAACUGAUGGUUUGAGCUGAGAUGGUUUUAGAAGUGCGCACAGCUGAAGGAUCGGACUCUCACCUCAACACCCAGACCAGUUCUCUCUCUCUCUCUGUCUCUCUCUCCCUUCAGAUGAAGUGUGUUGUUCUAUGUGACAUCGUGUGAUUUGGACUAAUCGUGUGGAAGACUGAUGGGUUUCUGUUCUACCACCUGGAAUACAGAAUGCUGUCUGUGAGAGCUGUGUUCUUCAUGUGGUGUGGGACAUGUAUGUGUUGGGGGGGGGGGGGAUUUGAAGGCCAGUUCAGGUUCAGGUUUACCUGCCUACUGUAACCACGUGUUACCUAUGUUUUGGUUUAAAGUUAAUAAUUCAUGCUGGUAUUCAUUGGUAUCAUGAGGAGGAAUAAAACAUUUGAUGGCCCAA
Messenger RNA from Toxotes jaculatrix (banded archerfish), 4281 nucleotides. It is a transcript of the gene nrbf2b, whose product is annotated as nuclear receptor binding factor 2b. The transcript is spliced from 4 exons. Gene Ontology annotation, biological process: autophagy. The coding region runs from base 92 to 1009 and encodes 305 amino acids. The record is from RefSeq and is a predicted model, not a curated record. NCBI's taxonomy places the organism in Eukaryota, Metazoa, Chordata, Actinopteri, Toxotidae.